GAAGAGUGAAGAAAAUGAUGAAGAGAAACCUCAGUCCUCACAGCUUCAUCAAAGACUAACUGAACAGAUGAAAACAGAAGCUGAUGGAGAGGACUGUGGAGGACCAGAACCAGCCAGGAACUCAGAUCCAGAUAGACAUUUAAAACCAGCUGCUCCUGACAGGAUUUCAAACUCCUCUGAACCGGAGUCUGAUGAUAGUUUUGAUUGGGAGGAGAUCAGGAAACAAGCUGAAUGUGCUACAAGCUUUGACCACAAGGUACAUUUGCAGGAAAAUAAUGGAAUCCAAACAGGAGAGAAACUAUUUAGUUGCUCAAUCUGUGGCAGAAGAUUCCUCUGGAAGAAGUCCUUAAUGACUCAUAUGAUACUUCAUUCAGAAGGAAAAUGUUUCAGCUGCUCUGUUUGUAAAAAAACAUUUAAAUGCAGGGUAAAGUUUGUGAAGCAUGUGAGAUUUCACACAGUGGAGAAACGCUACGUUUGUUCCUUCUGUGGUAAAAGAUUCCCACACAACUCAAAUUUGACCCGACACUUAACAGUUCAUACUGGAGAAAAACCUUUCAGCUGCUCAGUUUGUUUAAAAAGUUUUGGUAACAGAGACACUUUGUCCCAACACAUGAGAGUCCACACAGGAGAGAAACCCUUCAGUUGUUCUCUCUGUGGUAGAAGAUACGCAAAUAAGUCACUUCUGAAAGAACACAUGAGAAUCCACACAGGAGAGAAACCCUUCACAUGUUCAGUUUGUAAAAGAAGUUUUCGUGUCAGAGACCAGUUGUCCAAACACAUGAGAAUCCACACAGGGGAGAAACCCUGCAGUUGUUCUGUCUGUGGUAAAAUAAUUGCAAAAAAGUCACGUCUGAAACAACACAUGAGAAUCCACACAGGAGAAAAACCUUUUACAUGCUCAGUUUGUAAAAGAAGUUUUCGUGUCAGAGACCAUUUGUCCAGACACAUGAGAAUCCACACUGGGAAGAAUCUAUUUAGUUGCUCUGUCUGUGGUAAAACAUGUGUUGGAAAUAUGAGUAGACACAUGAAAACCCACAGAAAGGAGAAACCAUUUUGUUGCACUGUAUGUAAUAAAAGAUACACUCGGCUUGAGCAUCUUAAAAAGCACAAGUGUGCUGGUGAGAGCAGUGGAAGUAAAUGAAGCUGCAACUAAGGGCAAUACCAGUAGGUAUGGGCUACAUUACUGCAGGAAUCACUGUUUAAACUAAUCUGUAUAAAACUGAUCAAUGAACAGUAUAUGAUGUGAAUAUUUCUGAGUGAGGAUGAAUGUUGUGCAGCUGAAACAAAUGUAGUUUAAAAGUGAGUUUUUCAUUAUCUGCUGAUAGUCUGAAUGUGUUUUGACAUAAUUUAAUUAAAUACGAAAUCGGCAAGAUUUUAUUAACGUGAAAUAGACGUCUAAAACUUAACAGUCAGUGUGAGCUUACAGACAUAUUUUCCACUUCCAAAUAAAUCAUUAAUAGGCUGACCUGCUGGGUCAGACUGUGACUUUACAAUCACAGGUCCACAAGUAAACUGUGCCUUAUUUUGUUUGUUAGGCCUACAUAGCUUCAUCUUCAGGAAGCCAAUUGCUACCAGCAUCUUGUCCCUUCAGAUUAAAUACCUUAUUUAAAAAUUGAAUGUAGCCUUUUAGGCCUACCUUAUCAUUCAUUAAGGAAAUUCCAGUCCGGCAAACGAUGAACGAGCAACGCUGUAUAAAAUGCAAUUGUUAAUGUAUUGAGUCUGUCAUCCACUUCGGAUCGGCUGUUCUGAAACCGAAAAGUUGGGACUUUCUGAAACAGAACCCAGGUGAGAUCAUCUCUGUUUUUUGUCUUGUAAAAUAAUAGACUCUUCUUGUACCAAUUAUUGACUGACUCCAGUAUGUUUUUCUGACUACAAGUCAAGCUUUUGGGUUUUCAGUUGGCCUUGCCAUUAAUGUUUUGGCAGCGUUUAUUCUGGCGGUAUCAGGUGACUCCCCUGCGUCUUCAGUGCACAUUAAAAAUAGAAUGUUUGAAAUG
Molecule: messenger RNA, 1994 nt
Organism: Micropterus salmoides (largemouth bass)
Lineage: Eukaryota; Metazoa; Chordata; Actinopteri; Centrarchiformes; Centrarchidae
Product: gastrula zinc finger protein XlCGF8.2DB-like
Exons: 1
Coding region: 68-1141 (357 amino acids)
Source: RefSeq, a predicted model, not a curated record